AUGGGUUGCGACGGAGGAACUAUCCCCAAGAGGCACGAACUGGUGAAGGGGCCCAAGAAAGUUGAGAAGGUUGACAAAGACGCAGAGUUAGUGGCCCAAUGGAACUAUUGCAGUCUGAGUCAGGAGAUCUUAAGGCGACCGAUCGUGGCCUGUGAACUUGGCAGACUAUACAACAAAGAUGCUGUCAUCGAGUUUCUGUUGGACAAGUCUUCCGGAAAGGCUCUGAAGGCAGCGUCACAUAUUAAGAGCAUUAAGAAUGUGACGGAACUGAAGCUCUCUGACAAUCCUGCCUGGGAGGGGGACCGAGGAAACACCAAAGGCGACAAGCACGAUGACCUCCAGCGGGCGCGUUUCAUCUGCCCCGUCGUGGGCUUGGAGAUGAAUGGCCGGCACAGGUUUUGCUUCUUGCGAUGCUGUGGCUGUGUUUUCUCCGAGCGCGCCCUGAAGGAGAUAAAAGCAGAUGUCUGCCACACCUGUGGGGCUGCCUUCCAGGAGGAUGACGUCAUUGUACUCAAUGGUACCAAGGAGGAUGUGGAGGUGCUGAAGCGCUGCAUGGAGGAGAGGAGACUACGAGCGAAGCUGGGCAAGAAAACCAAGAAAUCCAAGGCAACAGAGACCGUCUCAAAGCCAGAUGUCCCUGAAGACUCCGCUGGGCCAUCGACUAUUAAGACCAGGAAGCCUGAGGAAAUCGUCCCUGACUCUAGAGAGAAGAAACCCAGUGCAGCUCCCAAAAGCGCAGCAACAGAUGGGAGUGCUUCCGGGAAAGCGGGGAAGCCUCCGUGUGGAGCCCCAAAGAGAACCAUCGCUGACAGUGAAGAGUCGGAAGCCUACAAGUCGCUCUUCACCACUCACAGCUCUGCCAAGCGCUCCAAGGAGGAGUCUGCCCACUGGGUCACCCACACCUCCUACUGCUUCUGA
Molecule: messenger RNA, 918 nt
Organism: Chrysochloris asiatica (Cape golden mole)
Lineage: Eukaryota; Metazoa; Chordata; Mammalia; Afrosoricida; Chrysochloridae
Gene: RTF2
Product: replication termination factor 2 domain containing 1
Exons: 9
Coding region: 1-918 (305 amino acids)
Biological process (GO): mitotic DNA replication termination; site-specific DNA replication termination at RTS1 barrier
Cellular component (GO): nucleus
Source: RefSeq, a predicted model, not a curated record